GUGAGCGAGAGGAUGCUGGCGGGGGGCGCGAGGAGCAUCCCCAGCCCCCUACUGGCCUGCUGGCAGCCCAUCCUCCUGCUGGUGCUGGGCUCGGUGUUGUCAGGCUCGGCCACAGGCUGCCCUCCCCGCUGUGAGUGCUCCGCCCAGGACCGCGCUGUGCUCUGCCACCGCAAGCGCUUCGUGGCGGUGCCCGAAGGCAUCCCCACCGAGACUCGCCUGCUGGACUUGGGCAAGAACCGCAUCAAGACGCUCAACCAGGACGAAUUUGUCAGCUUCCCGCACCUGGAGGAGCUGGAGCUCAACGAGAACAUCGUGAGUGCCGUGGAGCCCGGCGCCUUCAACAACCUCUUCAACCUGCGGACGCUGGGGCUCCGCAGCAAUCGCCUGAAGCUCAUCCCACUGGGCGUCUUCACCGGCCUCAGUAACCUGACCAAGCUGGACAUCAGUGAGAACAAGAUCGUCAUCCUGCUGGACUACAUGUUCCAGGAUUUGUACAACCUCAAGUCGCUGGAGGUUGGCGACAAUGACCUAGUCUACAUCUCCCACCGCGCCUUCAGCGGCCUCAACAGCCUGGAGCAGCUGACGCUGGAGAAAUGCAACCUGACCUCCAUCCCCACCGAGGCGCUGUCCCAUCUGCACGGCCUCAUUGUCCUGAGGCUCCGGCACCUCAACAUCAAUGCCAUCCGGGACUACUCCUUCAAGAGAUUGUACCGGCUUAAGGUUUUAGAGAUCUCCCAUUGGCCCUACUUGGACACCAUGACCCCCAACUGCCUCUAUGGCCUCAACCUAACAUCCCUGUCCAUCACGCAUUGCAAUCUGACCGCCGUGCCCUACCUGGCCGUGCGCCACCUGGUCUAUCUCCGCUUCCUCAACCUCUCCUACAACCCCAUCAGUACCAUCGAGGGCUCCAUGUUGCAUGAGCUGCUGCGGCUGCAGGAGAUCCAGCUGGUGGGUGGGCAGCUGGCUGUGGUGGAGCCCUAUGCCUUCCGCGGCCUCAACUACCUGCGCGUGCUCAAUGUCUCUGGCAACCAGUUGACCACACUGGAGGAGUCGGCCUUCCACUCAGUGGGCAACCUGGAGACGCUCAUCCUGGACUCCAACCCGCUGGCCUGCGACUGCCGUCUCCUGUGGGUGUUCCGGCGCCGCUGGCGGCUCAACUUCAACCGGCAGCAGCCCACAUGUGCCACGCCCGAGUUUGUCCAGGGCAAGGAGUUCAAGGACUUCCCCGAUGUGCUGCUGCCCAACUACUUCACCUGCCGCCGCGCCCGCAUCCGGGACCGCAAGGCACAGCAGGUGUUUGUGGAUGAGGGCCACACGGUACAGUUUGUGUGCCGGGCAGACGGCGACCCGCCACCUGCCAUCCUCUGGCUCUCACCACGCAAGCACCUGGUCUCAGCCAAGAGCAAUGGGCGGCUCACAGUCUUCCCCGAUGGCACUCUGGAGGUGCGCUACGCCCAGGUACAGGACAACGGCACAUACCUGUGCAUCGCAGCCAACGCGGGCGGCAACGACUCCAUGCCUGCCCACCUGCACGUGCGCAGCUACUCGCCGGACUGGCCCCAUCAGCCCAACAAGACCUUCGCCUUCAUCUCCAACCAGCCGGGCGAGGGAGAGGCCAACAGCACCCGCGCCACUGUGCCUUUCCCCUUUGACAUCAAGACCCUCAUCAUCGCCACCACCAUGGGCUUCAUUUCUUUCCUGGGGGUCGUGCUCUUCUGCCUGGUGCUGCUGUUUCUCUGGAGCCGGGGCAAGGGCAACACGAAGCACAACAUCGAGAUCGAGUACGUGCCCCGCAAGUCAGACGCGGGCAUUAGCUCCGCCGAUGCACCCCGCAAGUUCAACAUGAAGAUGAUAUGAGGACGGGGCGGGGGGCAGGGACCCCCGGGCACACCAGGCAGGGGAAGGGGCCUGGCUGCUGCCCACUCACUACCCAGCCCUUCCCACCCCCUUUCUGCCCCUUCACACACACUUUUUCUCCCUCCUACCCCUGCCCCUGCGGCCCCCGCCAGCCCUCACCGCCUGCCCUCUUUCUACUAGGACCUCAGAAGUUUAGGCCUGGGGACCCCACCUCACAGGGGCACGCGCUGACAGACUGGAGUCGGAGGCCAACGAACCGACAUGAGGCACAGUCAAUAAUUCAAUAAAAAAAAAAAAAGUUACGAACUUCCUCUGUAACUUGGGUUUCAAUAAUUAUGGAUUUUUAUGAAAACUUGAAAUAAUAAAAAGAGAAAAAAAAAACACUAUUUCCUAUAGCUAGUCGGAAUGCAAACUUUUGACGUCCUGAUUGCUCCAGGGCCUUCUUCCAACUCAGUUCCUUGUUUUUCUCUUCCUCCCCCACUCCCCCUUCCUCCUUUCUCUUCUCUUCCCCUGUGGGAAGGGACC
Molecule: messenger RNA, 2382 nt
Organism: Loxodonta africana (African savanna elephant)
Lineage: Eukaryota; Metazoa; Chordata; Mammalia; Proboscidea; Elephantidae
Gene: LINGO1
Product: leucine rich repeat and Ig domain containing 1
Exons: 1
Coding region: 13-1857 (614 amino acids)
Cellular component (GO): extracellular matrix
Molecular function (GO): epidermal growth factor receptor binding
Source: RefSeq, a predicted model, not a curated record